AUGGUGACGAUGUACGUGCUCAUGUUUUGGUCCAUGAAGGCAGCACUAGUUCCCAGGAUGACGUCAUGCAGUUGGGUUGGGGCUGGGAAAACAUGGAUCGGGAACUGGUAGAGCGAUUCGGUGCACCCACCCACGACAUCCCGCACUGAAAACCAGCUCGCAGAAAAAAGACCAACGCUCUUCCAUCAUAUUGGGACAGUGUGUGGUGGUGGGGAAUGCCUAGUCCUCCACCUUGAUCAGGCUAGAAACCCCACAUCUUCCCCCAAACAAGGCACCAUGAAUACAUCAGGCAAGGUCAGCGGACUCAAACCCCCCAGUAAAAUAGUCCGUACAACAGGGGUGGCAUCAAGGACGUCUCCAGCAUCUGGUACUCCAAUGCCAGUUCCUCCUGAGAAGUCCCCUGGAAGUGUGACCCUCCCAACCCCGGAUGGAAGUGCUGACUUUCAGGUUGGGGAGAGGGUCUGGGUCAAUGCCAACAAGCCCGGCUGCGUGCAGUUCAUUGGGGGCACACAGUUCGCACCUGGGCAGUGGGCAGGUAUUGUGCUGGACGAGCCGAUUGGGAAGAACGACGGGUCGGUGGCAGGGGUCCGGUACUUCCAGUGUGAGGAUGGGAGAGGGAUUUUCACGCGGCCUUCUAAGCUAUCCAGGACGGACUUGCCAGAGAAGGAGGCAAACGGGGGCCAUGCCAUCCCAGCACAAGGAGCCACUGCAACAAGAGAGUCACCUGUUGGCUGUACCUCAACCGCUCAGGGAACUGGCAUAAAGACGAGUGGUUUGCUUAACCGAAUGUCCAGCGACUCUGUAUCAAACCUGUCAGACACAGAAUCCAUGAAGAAGAACAGAAGGGAGCUGAGGCUGGGAGACCGCGUGCUGGUGGGUGGUACCAAGGCAGGAGUUGUGCGGUUUCUGGGAGAGACAGACUUUGCCAAGGGAGACUGGUGUGGAGUGGAACUAGACGAACCACUUGGCAAAAACGAUGGAGCUGUAGCAGGGACCAGAUAUUUUCAGUGCAUGCCGAGGUUUGGCCUGUUUGCCCCGGUCCACAAGGUGACGCGCAUUGGCUUCCCCUGCACGACACCUUCAAAGGUGAAGAGCUCGCGGAGGAGGUCCACCCUCCUCGGGAGGAGCCCCAGUCCCUCCUCCAUCAGCUCGCUCAGCUCCGCCACCUCCUCCAUCAGCGGCAAGCCCAGCCGAGCAGGACUGCUCACGGAGACAUCUGCUCGGUAUGCUCGGAAGAUUUCCGGCACAACUGCGCUGCACGAGGCUCUGAAGGAGAAGCAGCAGCACAUUGAACAGCUGCUGGCAGAGAGAGACCUGGAGAGAGGUGAGGUCGCGAAGGCAACCAGCCACGCAGGGGAGGUGCAGCUGGAGCUGUCUCAGCUGAGGAGAGGGCGGGAUCAGUAUGCCGUGGAGAUGGAGGCAAAGCUUGAUCAGCUGCGUUUGCUGGUGGAAGCAGCAGAUCGAGACAAAGUGGAGCUGCUCAACCAGCUGGAGGAGGAGAAAAGAAAAGUGGAGGAUCUGCAGUUUCGUGUGGAAGAGGUUUGCAUCACCAAAGGAGACCUUGAGACGCAGACCAGGCUGGAGCAUGCCCACAUAAAGGAGCUUGAGCAGAGCCUGCUCUUUGAAAAGACCAAAGCUGAGAAACUCCAGAGGGAUUUAGAGGACACUAGGGUGGCCACUGUGUCUGAGCGCUCCAGGAUCAUGGAGCUUGAGAGGGAGGUGGCAGGUCUCCAGCUCAGGCUCCGGGCGUCCCAGCAGAAGGAGGAUGCUGCGUCUCUGUCUCAGCAACAGAUUAGCAGCCUCAAGGCCCAGGCACAGUCUCAAGAGAAAAGGAUCAGUGAGCUGAGUGUUGACCUGGAGAGCAAACAGAAAGAGCUUCAGUCUGUGCUGCAAGAUAAAAGUUCUCUGGAUCAGCAGCUGAACAGCCUGAGAGAGAGGCUUGAGGUCGCCGAGGAAGAGAACAGGAGGACAGCGAAGACCAUGCAAGAGUUGGAGCAGAGGGUGGAACAGUCGAAGAAAGGCUAUCACACCAUGAAAGAGGAGAGCCAGUGCAGAGAGAAGGAGCUGAAAGCCCAGCUGACACAGCUUGAGGCUUUGAAACAGCAGAACUCCAAGUACCAGGAGGAGCUCAGUCUGUUGAAGGAGCUGAGCAGUUCAGAAAACCAGAGAUUUGGAGUCCUCUGCAAGGAAUUUGAGGAGCUGAAGCUGGCCUCCCACAAGUCUCAGCAUCUUGACGAGCACAACGACGAUCGCAACAAUCAACAACCAGACAUGAAGACCAGAGAAAACAUCUCUAAUCAGGAGGGGGAGGUGAAAUUCCAGAAGUCCACUGCAGCCUUAAUCUCGGACAAAGAUCAGGAACUGGAAACUCUAAGGAACGAGAUCGCAGUUCUGCGAGGAGAAAACGCCAUGGCCAAGUCCCUGCUGUCGGCCAUGGAGACGUUGGAGAGAGACAAAGGUCAGCUGCAGAUUCGUGUUAGCAGUCUAGAGCAAAGGCUCAUGGGAAGGCAGGCCUCGGAGGGAGAGGACAGGGAAGCUCCGCCGCCGGGCGAUGCAGUUCUGGAGCAGCUGAAGGAAGAGAAGGAAUUCGCUGAGGGACAGAUCAUCUUCCUGAACAGUGUGAUUGUGGACCUGCAGCGGAAGAAUGAGGAGCUGAAGAUCAAACUUAAGAAGCUCGCUCUGACUGAGUUCAAUGGCAACGACGGGACCGAUGGUUUCGAUGAAGGUGUGUCAAAGCGGGACAAGAAGGUGACCCCCCGUCUCUUCUGCGACAUCUGCGACUGCUUUGACCUCCACGACACCGAGGACUGUCCCACUCAGGCCCAGAGCCCCGACUCCGUACCUCACACCACCUAUCACGGCAACCCGGCCAACCAGAGGCCCUACUGCGACAUCUGUGAGGCGUUCGGACACGCCACGGAGUCCUGCAACGACGACCAGACCUUCUAGAGGCUCCAAAAACUCUCUCUCCCUGUAUUCUGAUUCCUUUCCUCUCUCGUCUCACCCUUAUGCACUUCUCACCUUUUGCUCUCCUGCCAUGUUUCCCACCGUCCAGCCCGACAUGCCUGCAGAUUUUUCCUUAACGUAUUUUUAUACUAUAUUUAUGCGUAUCACUGGUAACCACUGUUCUGAUCCGCGGCUCUCUUCUCUGGGGAGAAACAGCUCUGUAAUGCAAAAUGCUCAUCCAAAUAUGCUGCUUCGGUGCAAUAUUGAUAUUUAUAACAAAAGGAGUCGGUCUUCUGCACUUGUUGUUUUUCACGUGUUGUUUCGGAUUCUAGCAUAAGUGAUGUUUCACAUUCAAUGUGUUUGGGGCUUUAUUUGAAAAAAGAGAAAAGCACAGAUAAAACUGAAGGGAAAAAAUUAAGCUCCUCUCAAACUUUACAUUCCUGUCCUCUGUAAACCCACCAGAGAGAUAAACUGCCACGUUAAAUGUAUCACUAAUGUGUUUUGGGAGUAUUUGGGCCACUUUCAAAACAAAAAAAUCAAUUUAACAUUUUGAGUCAUCAAUUUAUUAGAAAAAGUAAAUAAUCUGACCAAAAUACCAAAAAUUAUAUCUCAACCAAAAAGUUGGAACAUAUUAAAGACAAUAGAUUUUACUAUGAUAGUUUUAUAAACCUAUGUUAUUAUCUAAACAAUAUGACUAUUUUACCGCUUUAUGUUUACUUUAUUCUGAAAAUAUUGCAACCUAAUUAGCAAUAUAUUCUGUUACAGAAUAUUAUAUAUAUUCUAUUACAGCACAAUUGUCAAAAUAUUCCAUCGUUUCUAUGAUUUUUUCAAUGUUACUGUCAAGAUAUUAUUUUCAUAACAGCAGUAUUCCUUAAAUUUUACAAUUGUAUUCUCAAAACAUUAUGACUUAAUUCUGUAAAUAUUCAGACUUUUUUAGUGGCCCUAAUACUCCCUCUACGACCUAAAUGUUAGACCUUAGAAAUCGUAAUCUCCAUGGUAACUAGUUUACAUUUGUCGAUGAAGACGACAGAAGAGGCAAAUGAAGGUUUGAGAAAAAGUUAGUACGUGGACGUUAGGUAGAUUUUACAUAUGAAGGUCAAUUAUCCGUUUACUUGCUUACUUCACUUGGAUCGUGUGGCUCUACAACAAUUCUUUGUUUGACAAAAUAAUUUCCACAAGGUUCCUUUUACUGGAGUCCUGUAGCUUUCAGUCAUAUCACACAAUCUUCCUCAGCGGAUGAAGUUUGCACAUUUUUCCUGGAAUUGUACGGAUUCAAAAUCGUCUCUUGUUUACUAUUCCAUGACAUCUGGGAAACUGGAUUGAAAGCUCCAGAAGAGCUACUAAAUGGACCUCAUGGUGAGAUUAUUUUGUCAGAUACUGUUUCUGAGGUCACGAGUGAACUUUCCAUUAUAACAUCGUUAUGUAUUUAGCUUUCCAUAGCUCAGCGUAUGCGUUAAUAUCCUUUAGUAAUGACACGUAAAGUUACUGCGGAUUUGUUGUAGUUAUUAAUGAAGUUGAUGCAUUUGUUAUUUAUUGUCUGUUCUUUCACUAACCACUGAUAUUCCUUCAGGGAAAUAAGCUAGCACUGAUUGAAGGUGUAUAGUCUGUACUCGGACUACUGUAGUACAAGUGGGCAUCUGCCUUGUGUUACAGGAACUCACCCAGAUGAAACUAUAGAAGACUCGACUCACAGAUUUGCACUGUCCACUUUAAAGAUUCAGCAGAGACAUACAACGCUUUAAUGUUUAAUGUUCUGACUAACGCUAUUUAAAAGUUAUCUUAUCUAAAAGUUAGUACUGACCUCUUUAAAGCUAAAGUUUGACAUUUUAGGAAAUACGCUUAUUUGCUUUUACAUGGGAGGAUUUUACAAGUUGCAUGAAACGAUCAAUACCGCUUUCAUAUCUGUGUGGUAAAUUGGAAGCUAAUGCAGGUUAGCUCAUCUUAGCUUAGCACAAAGUCUGGGAACAGGGGAAACAGCUAGCCUUGCAAUUGUUGUUACACAUGGGGGCUCGGAGCUGCUGUUACCAUAACCUAACUGUCUGUCAAGUUGCGUUGUUGGCAAUGUUGGCACCAGGUUCUGACAAGAAAGAAGAAUGUGUGGAUAUAUCUGGUUCUGCUGCAACAAUUUUGAUCAUACUUAUUCUUGACUGACCAUCUUCGGUCCAACAAUGUUCUAAAUUUAAAUCAGAGGACACACUCUUUUUAACAAACAGACAAUUUUCCCAUGCGGCGGAAAGCAAAUAGUCAUAUUUCCCACCGUUUUGAGCUAUUCCUUUAUAUGAACCCCAUAUGGAAACGUGUAUUUUGACGUAUCUUGUUCCUAAGCACAAUUUUGGAUCAUAUUGAAUCUUCCAGGGUAACAGUGUAUAAUACAUGACUUACCAUUGACACCUGUCCUUGUAAAUACUCCUCAGAAGCACCCUUCUGAUAAAUGUGUACACAGUGCCAUGAAACAAAAAGAAAGCUUUUAUGUGUACUACAUUUAAUUUUUCUGCCCUGUUGAAAAGACUGACGCUGUAUAAGGAGGUUUCAUCUCCAGGGGAACAACAAAGCCUGCUUGUAUAGACUUUAAAAAUAUUGUGUACUUUAUAAAUGAUACGUCUAAUGAGUAGUUUAAUGUUUUAUACAUGUAACAAUUUCAGGUACCAUCUAUAAAUGGUUUCCAAAAGCCUUUUACAGUUGUUGACGUGGUGUAAAAUGUCACUGUUUUCUAUGUACUGUAUACUCUGGAGCAGUCCAAUAGAAAUACUAAGAACUAAAA
Molecule: messenger RNA, 5707 nt
Organism: Scophthalmus maximus (turbot)
Lineage: Eukaryota; Metazoa; Chordata; Actinopteri; Pleuronectiformes; Scophthalmidae
Gene: clip1b
Product: CAP-GLY domain containing linker protein 1b
Exons: 22
Coding region: 277-2949 (890 amino acids)
Biological process (GO): cytoplasmic microtubule organization; positive regulation of microtubule polymerization
Cellular component (GO): cytoplasm; microtubule plus-end; nucleus
Molecular function (GO): microtubule plus-end binding
Source: RefSeq, a predicted model, not a curated record